CUCACACUCUCACACACACACACACACACUCUCUCCCUCCUUCCUCUCUCUCUCUCCCUUUGGAGCACUCUGUGUGGACAGAAAGCAGGCGGUGGAGCAACAGGCUGGCUGACGCUCUGAGCCGGGCCACUCUUUGCUCUGAGGCUACUUGUGAAAAGUCUCGCCAGGAUGGGAACUCUGCCGCUUCGAGGCGUCCUCCGCUCCCAGACACACCCCUGGGCGCCCCCACCGCAAGGGCAUGCUCGCAGGGUCUAACUAACGACCAUGGGAAGAAAACAAGCUCAUCUCUGAGGAGCACAGAGCUCUUCUGGGGUUUUAGUUCUGUAAAAAAAAGUCAAAGGAAUACCAGACAGAAAAUAAUGACAACUGGAUAAGGGAUAAACCGCCGGCAAAAUGAACCCCUCCUCUCUGGACUGGUCCAUUCAGGGCGCGCUGUCGUCGCUCUUCCCUCCCUUCGAGGCCACCGCUCCCACCGUUCUCAGCCAGCUCUUCCGCACCAUCGACGAGCGUUUCCAGGGCGACGCGCUGCAGUGCCUGCUGGACUUCCUCAUCCCGGCCAAGCACAUCCUCGAGAGCGUGCAGCAGGCGGCCUGUGCUGCUUACUCUGAUGUGGUGUUCCGCUGCGAGGGCUGGCCGCUGUGCCUGCGCGACCGCGUGGUGAUCCAGCUCGCGCCCAUCAACCCCCUGCUGCUCCGCCCCGGCGACUUCUACCUGCAGGUGGAGCCGUUCGGAGACCAGGCGGCCCGCAUUGUCCUCAAGAGCCUCCUGGCGCAGGGAGAGGGCCUGCUGGAGCAGGCAGGCGUGGGCUCGCACGCGGAGGCUCUGGAGGAGACGCCCAUCCUGGAGACGUCCUACCCGUGCAUAUUCACCGAGGCCUGGCUGCGGGAGGUCAACGAGGGGAGGCAUGGCGUGCCACUUGGCACCUGCGUGCUCUCGUCUGACCAGGGCGUGGUGAAAGUGCCCUGGGCCGAGAUCGCCAAGCCCGAGUUUCUGGACCGUCCUAAGAGCAGGGUGCCGAGCGCGAGCAUGUCCUCGCUCCCGACAGGCAUGGUGGUACAGGACGUCCAGAUGGAGGCCUCCGCUCCCCCGUCGCCGGGGUCCCAGUCGUCCGUCCAGUCAGAACUCUCGUCGCUCACCAUGGAGACCGUCAUCCUUCCGGCCAAAGAUGGCAUUGCCGUCUCCUUGCGCCUCACCGGCGGAAACAACUCCAAACCUGUCAAAGUUGACCAUGGUAUGGCCGUCAACAAUCCGUCCGGUAAGCCAGUAGGCUGGGUGUCACCCAACACAUGGGACACCCGGCACAAGUGGGAGAUGGAGGGGGAGUAUGUGGACCUGGUGGAGUUCAACAAGGAGAAGGAGGCCCUCGCUCUCAGUAAGCCCACUGCGCCCAAGGGCCUCCCCCUCCAGGGCCUCAGGCCAGUCAGACCGGCCCCUCCAGCACCCAAACGGGACCAUCCACCCCAAGGGGGACCCCUAAAGCUCCCAGGGGACCUGUGUGCGCCGUACAGCAAAGGAGUACCGCUCACCCUCGACCUGGAGUCCAAGAACAGGCACCGCGAGUCGUACCUGGCCGCCUUAAUGAACCCUGUCUGUUUCGGGGGCAGUUUGGCACCACUGGAGGAGACUGGGGCUGACGUAGAGGAGCCUUGCCUCAGUGCGGAAGGAGGCUGUGGGCCUGGGGGUCCAGCACAGACGGCUCAAGCCUGCCUGGCUGGCUGUCCCUCUCAGACCACCCCUGAGGGAGAGAGUUCGCCGAAGCCCAGACAGGCAGGGCCACCUGGGCAGCCGUGGGGCCCAGCAAACUGUGGGGGCCACCCAACGAACGCAGGGGCCCCUCUACAGCCUCCGCUUCUGCAGCACUGCCACCAGCCAGACUCCGCUGGCGGUCGGGAAGGACUUCAAAGGGGUGUCCACGGUGUCCAGAAAUUCCCCAAAACCCAAAUGUUACGUAAACUUGGGCAGCCGUGCAAACCACCUCUGGACGUGCGCCUGGCCUGCCAGGGCUCCUCUGAGACAGAGGGUCAGCAGCAGCAGCAGACUCCUCUGUGGCACCAGGACCCAUGUCAAGCGAAAGACCAUAGAGCACCCCUUCAAAGCCAGACCCCACACCAGGCUGCAGGGCCACAACCUGCGUCCCCCACCAAGAGUCCAGCGCUGCCGUACCCUGUGCCAGGAGUAGAGGGCCACUGUCCAAACAGCCGCGCUGUGACGCAGGGCGCUCCGGAGACCCUGGCCCAGGCAGAGGUCCCGAGGCUUUGGGGCAAGGGCCGGGCCAAGCAGCACUCGCUGUCGUCCGUGUCCGACUCGGCCCGAGAGUGCCUGCAGGCCCACAAGAUGCCCAGCAGGAGCCUGAGCGAUGUCUGCCCCGAGGUCAUUCCUACCAUCCGCGUCAUCCAAAACAAGAAGACCACGGCCUUUGGCCUGGUGUCCCCGAAAAUGGACAGGAAGGCCCAGUCUAAACAGUCCAAGAAAGAUGUUUACCAGUCUGAACCGGGCACCCCUCAGGCACCAGACCGGAAGCUCCAGCCGCACCCUACUGACCAGCCUCCAGCUGCCCAGGGGAAGCACCCCGUUGCUGGGCCCAGGUCCUCAGCGAGCCCCCUCUUUAAACCGCUCCAUCCGGACAGCAUCACUCUCCUGCCUCUGGGCCUCGCCUGCUUGCCAGGAAGUAGGGACCGUGCGGGCCGGGCGGUGCUGGAGGUCCAUGGGGACAGGAAGGGCUGGACAUGCCCCCUGGUGACCUCUGUGGAGCUGUGCAAGCUGCUGCUCUACCUGCACUCCAUACCCAGGAAAGAGGUGCGGGACUUAGGGCUGACGCUGGUAGUCGACGCCAGAAGGGUCCCUCCUCCCCCUGUACUCUACAAAUCCCUGCUUAUGAUCCAGGAACAGGCGCUGCAUGCUGUGCACGGGAUCGUAGUGUUGGUGGAUAAAGAGCUGAACCCGCGUCCAGACAGACACACAGGCCUGCAGAUGGACAUCAUCACCUCCCUGAAAGCUCUACAUAAGAUUGUUGAUGGACAGCAGCUGACCUCUGACCUGGGUGGGACUUUCCUCUACAAGCACAGUGAUUGGCUACAUUUCCACCAGAAAAUGGCCGUCUUCAUGACUGACCUUCAAGGUGCCGCCACACUUCUCCAGAAAGCCAUUAAGAAAUUAGACAGCGUCAGGAAGAUGGACACUGUUAAGGAUGUAAAGGCGUGCAUAGAGGAGCAGCGGAGUUCGAUGAAAGAGGUCCUAGAGGACACCAGAUUGGUCACUUUACAGAGGGAGGGAGGGGCUAUCCUUGCCCGAAUGAGGAAGGAGGAAUUUCGAUUUGCCCUGUCAGAAGACUACAGAGAUGCCAUGGAGGCGGUACGGAGUCUGUAUAACCAGGUGGAGGAGAAGGUCCACUCCCUGGUCAUGAGGUCUAACCAGUCCCUGCAGCACCUGGACUACCUGCUCCAGCUGAGGACCAUGGAGGACAAGAUCACCUGGAUCAGGGAGUGGUUCGCCACAGAGGAGCAGUCCUGGCUGAGAGAGGUGAGCUCCGCUGAGGACCGACUGGACACGGUGGAACAGAGGCUCCAGCACCUCACCUGCUCCCUCAGUAAGGCCAAGGAGUGGAAGGUCGAAGCAGAAGGGCUGGUGCAAGAAGCCGACAAGAUCCACAGGGCUUCGUACCCCGAAGCCGAGGUGUUCCGCGCCCUGGUCACUACUUUAAACACCGACCUGGCAGAGAGACUGUCGCGGGCUGAGCAGUCUCAGGCCGUGCUGGAGACGACAGCCCGUCUGUACAGGUUCUGUGAACAGGCCAUGGCUCUGGCUAAGGAGUGCGAGCAGUGUCUGGAGCACGUGGGGAGUGCGUGCUACCCUCACAGGGCCAAUGCGGGCGCCGUGAGGGCCUUCGAGGAGCGGUUCCGGAGCUUUUCCGCCGAGCGCUUCCAGGAGGCCAAGGCCGACGCUCUGGCUCUGGGAGGCCCGGUGGGGAUGAAGAUGUGGGCUGCGGCCUGGGCUCACUGCCAGGACGUCAGCGGGAGACUGCAGGGGAGGCUGAAGGCCUCGGACGAGGGCCAGGCGUCGCUGAGAGGAGCCGAAGGUCCGGGGGCGGCAGAGGCCACGUCUCCACCUCACAGUCCGAGCGCACCAGCGGCAGUGCCACUAGCAGCCUCAGAUACUCCCACCCUUGAAUACAGAGAGUGCGAUCGGAGGGGCUCCUCGAUGGGCUUGGCCGAGAGCCGAGACAGCCGUGCCAGGCAGAGUGAGGAGGCCACGGUCACCUGUUUCAACCUCCACUUCAAACCUGAGGGGAAAGGGAAGAGAGCGGCCAACGCCCCUGCAGUCGCCCACAAACUAAGCAACGAUCUCAAGGCUCCUCAGCCCCCUGCUAGCACAGAGAACCAGGCCAGGGCCAACCCUCCCCUGACGUGUCCAGCAGAGACCGCUGAGGUACCGAUGGCCCCCUCCAGCCCAGGCAAAGCAUCGGCCGACUUCGUGACACUCCAAAACGAAAUAGAGCAAAAGAUCUCAACUCCUCCUCUGCCCUCAGCCACGGAGACUCAAGGUCACGCUGGCCAGUGCUCGUCAGGCGGAGCGUCCAGUAGCGCCCCCCUAGCCACCGCCAGGUGGUGGAGGGGAUCCCGGGAGCAGCACAGCCACAGCGAGGACGACCUGCGGAGGAUGGAGGAGCCCGCUGACCGGCCGCCGUGCCACCGCGCCCUCGGCCGCUCACACAGCGAGGGCUCGUGCGUGAGCAGCGCUCGCUCCUCGCGCCACACAGACGCCGCGUCCACAUGCACGUCCACGUGCGCCGUCUACGGCAGCCAAGCCGGCUCCCACGCUGCGGCCUCUCACCACCACCCUCACCACCACCCUCACCACCACCUGAGCCACUCGUCCCAGCUGACCCCACACACACCCCGCAGGGGCUCCGAGGAGCAGAGGCUCUGGCCGGAGGCCCACAGCCACCCCCACCCCCACACGGAGACUCAGGCCUCCUCAAGUCCAGCCACAGAGGCCGGCAGCAGGCUGCAGAGUCCCAGGACUGGCGGAACAGCAGCAGCCGAGGAGAGCAGCAACAUCCUAAAGCUGCAGCGCAUCAUGGAGGAGCUGCUGCUGACGGAGCGGGAGUACGUGCGGGCGCUGGCCUACGUGACGGAGCACUACUUCCCCCAGCUGGAGCGCGCCGACGUGCCCCAGGACCUCCGUGGCCAGCGCGGCUCCAUCUUCGGCAACCUGGAGAAGCUGCGCGACUUCCACCAGCACCACUUCCUGCAGGAGCUUGAGCUGUGCCUGCGCGAGCCCUUCCUCGUCGGACGCUGCUUCCUCAAACACAAAGAAAACUUCAGCCUCUACGCGCUGUACAGCAAGAACAAACCACGCUCAGACAAUCUUCUGAAGCACCACGGCCAAUUCUUCAAGCAGAAGCAGCUGGAGCUGGGAGAUAAGAUGGACCUGUCGUCGUAUCUGCUGAAGCCGGUGCAGCGCAUCAGCAAGUACAGCCUGCUCCUGCAGGACGUGGUGCGCGAGUGCGGCGCCGGACCCGCCCGGGGUCAGGAGCGCGCCGAGGUCCAGGCGGCGCUCGAGGUCAUCCAGUUCCAGCUUCGCCAUGGCAACAACCUCCUGGCCAUGGACGACAUCCAAGACUGUGAUGUCAAUCUGAAGGAGCAGGGUCAGCUGAUACGGCAGGAUGAGUUCCUGGUCUCCUUCCGGAAGAAGAAGUGUUACCGCCACAUCUUCCUCUUCCAGGACCUCAUUCUCUUCAGUAAGACCAAGAAAACAGAGGUCGGAAACGACGUCUACAUUUACAAACAGUCCUUCAAGACAUCAGAUAUAGGCAUGACCCACAACUGUGGGGACAGCGGCCUGUGUUUUGAGAUCUGGUUCCGGAGGAGGAAGUCCCAGGAGACAUAUAUCCUUCAGGCGGCCAGCGUGGAACUGAAGGAGGGCUGGACCAGGGACCUGGAGCGCAUCCUCUGGGAGCAGGCUAUCCACAACCGAGAAAUCCGAAUGCAAGAGAGGGUGUUCAUGGGCAUCGGUUACAAGCCUUUCAUGGACAUUCAGCCCAGCGAAGCGGCCAUCAGUAACCGGGCCAUCAACUGUGCCCUCGCUGGAAGAGAAUGCAAAGCUGCUGGCCCUGGGUUGCCUUGCUCUCAGGGAAGGUUCCCCGCCCUCAGACCCAACUCCGUCAGAAGAACCUCAUCCUCCGGCAGCCACUCGUCGUCCUCCUCGUCCUCCUCUGGUCGAGGGUCCAUGUCCCCUGUUGGGGGCUACCUCUGCCCCAUCAGCAGUCCGCCAGUGGUGGGCCUCGCUGGUCUCUCUCUGUCCCCUCCUGGGGUGCUGGAGGAGGAUGACCUGGACCAGGAGCAGAGGAACCAUCAUAUUCUGGUGGACAGCUCUGAGUCAUCAGGGGAGAGUGUGAGCGGCUUCAGCAGCUCCGGACGCAGCUGCCUGUCUGUGAUUGGUGGAGAGGUGGAGGAGUCUUCCUCUGAGGGACCUGACCAGCGCACCAAGGCCUCGGCAGUGCAGAAGGGGCCCCAAGAGCCGACAGACCAGCCCGCCCUCCCCUCCACACCCGCCAGCCACACAAGGGAUCAACCACUCAGUAAGGUCAAAGAAGUGAACAUUACAGGCAAAUCCACUGAAGUGUAACUUGCAGGCAUGUAUCAAGACACAUUCCACAUCGGAAGCAGCCCAGGUGAACGCCCGAAUGAAACUCUUGUAGCAGGCGCUGUGAAAAGGGGACAGACUAUUUCUCAACGGGGGGAAAUCUUUUUGCCACUGCCAAAGACAUACGAGGCCAGACAGUGGCUGCUACCAACUUGUGCUUAUGUGUGUGUUUAUUAUAGCAAUCUCUCCACUCAUGGAGCUUUUCAUCAAGCAUAUGCCUGAGGGCCUCAUACUGACGACAGAGAAGAUAAGAACAAUGCACAGGAAGCGUAUUGAAAUGUACUGCAGGUUAUUUCACAUAUUUCAGGUCUGUUCACAUAUUGCAAGGCAAUUUCAGAAAUUGUUCACAAUGUUAUUAUGCCAUAAAUAUGAAUGAAUUGUUUAUACUUGGGACUUCCUGUGGACAUCUAAGCUUAAUUUAGCGCUGGACUGACUAAUAUUAUGUCUAUAUGUGUGUAUGUAUGUGUGUGUGUGUAUGUGUACAUAUAUAUGUGUUGGUUUUGCUGUGUAAGGUCUCAAUAUUUUACAUUACAUUAAAUUUUAUAUCUACAUUCAUCAGUGGGGAGAAAUAUUCUGGCAUUGUAUAAUUUUGAGUCAUUUUGCAUUCAUUUUUAAAUUGUCAGACCGUUUUUCUCUGUUGUCAUAAACACUUAACACACACACACACACACUUCAUGCAGAAAUGCCUGGCUGUGCCAGUCUCAUAUUAACUACAUUCAUGGCCAUGUAAGAAAAUGUGAUGUACUAAUCUAGGCACAUCUACUGUGAUAUGUUAUGAAAACAGUAUCUAGAUUGCUAUGUUAGUAGACAAUUAAAUGUAACUCCUAAACUGCAUAAGGUAACCGGUAACAGUCAUAAACCUAUAUGUAUAUGCACUCAAAUAGCUCCCAUGCGUCUUGUUAAGAAUACAAUCAGAAUUAUCUGAUGUAGGGGAAAAACACUAUUCAUUUUGGGGAAGAGAUUCUGCAUUUUUUCCCUCCACAUAAGGUGCUGUUAACUUUUAUCAUGUUGUUUUUAAUGAUGUCUAUUGUAUUUAUUCAUUUUAUUUUCCUUGUCUGUGCAUUCAAAGGAUGUUCUUCAGGACCAUUGUUAAGUUAGCAUAAGAAUGCUAUGCAGGCGACUGUUUUCAGUAACAUCUGCUUUGUUAAAUAAAGUGGCUUUGAGACUCUU
Messenger RNA from Alosa sapidissima (American shad), 7815 nucleotides. It is a transcript of the gene quob, whose product is annotated as quattro. Bases 394 to 6627 code for a protein of 2077 amino acids. The record is from RefSeq and is a predicted model, not a curated record. Gene Ontology annotation, molecular function: guanyl-nucleotide exchange factor activity. NCBI's taxonomy places the organism in Eukaryota, Metazoa, Chordata, Actinopteri, Clupeiformes, Clupeidae. The transcript is spliced from 24 exons.